This is a messenger RNA of Cinclus cinclus, 2422 nucleotides long. RefSeq names its product nectin cell adhesion molecule 1 (gene NECTIN1). Gene Ontology annotation, cellular component: adherens junction. The transcript has 10 exons. Gene Ontology annotation, biological process: protein localization to cell junction; heterophilic cell-cell adhesion; homophilic cell-cell adhesion. The record is from RefSeq and is a predicted model, not a curated record. NCBI's taxonomy places the organism in Eukaryota, Metazoa, Chordata, Aves, Passeriformes, Cinclidae. The coding region runs from base 1 to 1617 and encodes 538 amino acids.
AUGGCUUCACGGCUGCAGACAAGUUGCCGUGCAUCGUGGUGGACUAUCGGAGUUUGCAUCCUGGCAGCCGCGCUCCUACCAGGGCUGCAAGCUCAGACUGUCUUGGUCAAUGACUCCGUCUCGGGGUUCAUCGGCACGGACGUGGUGCUGCACUGCAGCUUCACCAACCCGCUGCCCAAUGUGAAGAUCACGCAGGUGACGUGGCAGAAGGCCACCAACGGCAGCAAGCAGAAUGUGGCCAUCUACAACCCCGCCAUGGGCGUGUCCAUCCUGUCCCCCUACAAGGAGCGGGUGAUUUUCCGGAACCCUUCCUUCAAGGAUGGCACCAUCCAGCUGUCCCGGCUGGAGCUGGAGGAUGAGGGGGUUUACAUCUGUGAGUUUGCCACUUUCCCGACCGGCAACCGGGAAGGGCAGCUGAACCUCACCGUGCUGGCCAAGCCCACCAAUUGGAUGGAGGGCACCAAGAGGCCACUAAUCGCCAAAUCUGGCAGGACAGAAAAGAUCUUGGUAGCCACCUGCACCUCCUCCAACGGGAAACCCCCCAGCACCGUCACCUGGGAAACGAAGCUGAAAGGGGAAGCGGAGUUCCAGGAGAUCCGGAACAGCAACGGCACCGUGACGGUGAUCAGCCGGUACCGGCUGGUGCCGAGCCGCGAGGCGCACCGGCAGCAGCUCGUGUGCGUGGUCAACUACCAGCUGGAGAGGUUCACCGACAGCAUCACCCUCAACGUGCAGUAUGAGCCAGAAGUCACCAUUGAGGGCUUUGAUGGCAACUGGUACCUGAACCGCAAGGAUGUGAAGCUGAUCUGCAAAUCUGACGCCAACCCCCCAGCUCACACCUACGAGUGGAAGCUGCCCAACGGGACCCUGCCAGGGAGCGUGGAAAUCCAGAACAACACCAUCUACUUCAAAGGGCCCGUGUCCUACAGCGUGGCCGGCACCUACGUCUGCGAGGCCACCAACGCCAUCGGGACACGCUCGGGCUUGGUGGAAGUCAAUGUCACAGACAAGCCACUACUUCAGAGUGCCCCGGGAGGCAUCAUUGGGAUCGUGGGAGGCGUCAUCGCCGCCGUCUUCAUCAUCGGCGUGGCCAUCACCGUCAUCAUCGUCUACCGGCGGCAGCAGAAGAGCCGCUCCGACACCGACACCGACCUGAUUGACCUCCCUCCAUCCCACAAACCUGCCCCUCCACCAAAGAGGAAACAGGACAUGAAAAGCCACCUGACUCCAGAAGACAUCCAGGUUGUUCACUUGGACAACAUGAAACACGAGGAGGAGAUCCAGAAGUUCCCUCUGCAGACUCCCUACUAUGACAUGGCAGCCCCCGAGCCCUCUCCCUACAGUGACAAACUGAAUGAGGAUCAAGGUCUUCGUAGACGUAACGAGCGAGAGUGGACAAACUUUGGAAAGUGUCACUCAGAGAUAUCGAAUGCGAGUGAUUACCUGACCCGCUGUUACUCACAUGAAGAUCGAUAUCUGGAGAAGAUCCCUCAUGUCUAUGCCCCCUUGUCAGACCUCCCACAAGAUCUUUAUCCUCACCAUCCCGACAUCUCCUUCUGCUGCCCACCUCCCGGCUCCCGGGCUCCUUACAUCUGUCCUAAGGAACAGUAUGUUUAAAGUGUCAACACGGCAAAAAAAAAAAAACCCAAAAAACCAAAAACAACAAAAAAGAAAAAAAAAAAAAAAAAAAAAGGAAGAAACUCAUGGUUUUCACCUCUCCUGUCGCUCAACAGCCAAGGCCUUCCAGCCCCCCUCCCUUCGCCAUCGCUCGUUUUAUUGAUUGGUUUUUAAAUCCAGGUGCAAUUGCCAUGAUUAGUUCCAAGUGUCUGCCUGGCUUUGCUAAUGCUCAAGGGAACACUCUGCCUUCUCCCACGUCCUCUCCAGUACCUGCAUCUUUCUUUUCUCCUCCUGGCUCUGUGUGUGCAUGUGCCUGUGGGUGACAGCUGCCCUGUGGUGGAUGGGAUGUGCCCAACCCAGUCCAGUGUCCCUAGGUUUAUUCCCUGUGUCAAUUCCUGCACUCUUAGCACCGGAGUAGCCGGGUGUGGAUUAUUCACAGCCCUCGCUGCAGCUUGUGUGAGGUUUUACAGCACAGCCAGUGUUCAGAUCUGAGGCUGUGGCGUUUGUUUUUUUUUUUUUUCUUCCCUGCUCCUUUUCCCUCUUGGAAGUGGGGAUAGCAAAUCCCCAUUUGUGAAGAGCUGAACAGCCAAGAUUGCUGAACCAAAUCAUAAGAUGCUUAUAAUGAAAGAUGCUCAAAACCAACCCAAAAAUAGAGAUCAGGACUUGGUUUAGGCGGUCUGUUUUUGUCCUUUUCCCUUCCUGCUCCCACUCCCAAUCUCUUGGAUUUUGUCCUUUAAAGGGGACACAUUUCGGAGUCAACACAUUUGGAGAAAGCAUCCUUUAAAUAACAGGUCGGAUAACCUGA